UAUAAUUUACAGUUGAUGAUUAAGGUUAGGGAUUAGGUUUCGGGUUUUCAUCACGAACUGACAUUAGCUAUGAUGCCAAAACUAUUUAUUCAAAUGGAUAGGUGAAUUUCGCGCCAAAAUCCCAGACUUAUUAUCUUAUACGUGAUUGGUUUGUCCAUAAAUUAUAGUCUCUCCGCUCUUCCAUUUAAUUCAGAAUACCUCUAUCAAAACAAGUUCAUCUUUUGGGGCUGUAAGACUGUGUCAAAACUAGCAUUGAUUACUCCUUUAAGGGCUACUUGACAAAUUCCAUCGAGUCUUCUACUAAGCCAUACGAGUCUCAGAAUCUCCAUGCUUAAUUCAUAUCCUCUCCCGAUACAGCUCAGUUAGGUAGCCAUCGUCUUCAUUUUCCCACCUCUAACCUUUAAUCUCACUAUCUUAUAUAGUCUCUUUUUUACACUGAAAACAUUUUCCGGAGUAUCUAAAAUACAGAGUACGGGAUAAAUGUUCCUUUGAACGAUUCUACUGUUGGUUUCAAGUGACAGUUCACUUCUAGAUAGUACACAUGGGUGAGAGUUAAAGUUAUCAAGUUUUCACUUAAUAAACUACUUAUGUGAUGCAUUUUUCAAGUGUUCAUGCAAUAGCACUAUUUCUAAAAUAUAUGAUUAAAUAUUUUCUUCAUUUACUUUUCUUCAGACCAUAGUAUUAUAAUAGUAUUCAAAGGGAUUUCGAUGAUCUGUAAGUGAAAACAUCCAUCCUAUCAACUACCAUCUUGAAGUCCCGAUAGAUAACUCCAUCAUGAAAAUCUGAGUUUAUCAAAAUUUGGGAAAAUUUUAGCCUCAUUGCUUAAUUCUCCUGAGUAAAAUGCAAUCUCGAAGUCGUCCUCAAAGCAACCUCAAAAAUGACUCGCGAAAUAGGUUUCAAAUAGAACUGGAAUUUGUCCAAUGUCUUGCGAAUCCUAACUAUCUAAAUUUUCUUGCACAGCAAGGUUGGUUUGAAAAGCCAAAUUUCAUAAAGUAUUUGAAGUAUUUACUGUAUUGGAAGGACCCUGCAUAUUCAAGAUAUCUCAUUUAUCCGUAUUGUCUUCACCUGCUUGAUCUUUUGCAACAUGCGGAAUUUCGCUCUGCUCUUGCACGAGGUCAGAUAUGCCGAAUGAUCGAUGAUCAAAUUCUUCUUCACUGGCAGCACUAUAUGCGUAAGCGUGCAGCUCUUAUAGCUAAACACGUUGAAGAAACUAUACAACCCACUUAACUUCACGUCUGAGCUAUGGAAUGUGCUAAGUCGUUCAUAAAUUGAUUUUCAUUUUCAGACUUGUGUUUUUCUUUCUGGAGAUGUCUUUUUGCCAUCAUAUCAGGCGUUUACUAAACACUGAGCUCUUUGUUUGGUCUCAUUAUACUUGGAUUUUUUUACGAAAUAAGAUUUUGUUGACAAAGUAAACCAAGAUCAUGUAAAUUCAUUUCAGUGCAUUAGCUUUAAUCGAUUUCUGUUAAAUUUCUAAUAUUUGAUUUAUUUUGCUCAACUCUUUAUAUUAAGUUACUCUUCUUGAAAUUAAGUAUAUAUUUGGGUAUUAGCCUCCCAGAUGGAACCUGCAGUUUUACUCUGAACACUUCGAACUGACUGUUGGGAUAGUUCGCGUACACCGUAGGCGCAUUUAGUUCUGGUGUCUGUUGGAGUGCUUAAUAACUGUACUGUUUACUUGUCUCAAUUCCAACAUAGGGCAAUUAUCUAUGCCGAGACCUAAUUGCAUUUCAAACAAAAAAUUAUUUUUAACUUCAGCGAAUAAUUGAUUAUCGUAUGCUGAACUUAUGCUAAUUGUUGUUAGCAGUCUAAUUUAGUACUGUUCUUUUAACUCCACUUAUGCAAAUAGAUGUUUGAAUACCGACGUCUAAUCACCGCGUAAACCCUUAAUCAGUGUACCUAUAAUUUGUUAGCAUUUCUCAUUAUCCCUGUCCUAUACUCAAUAAGACGUUUCAUUGUCUCUUAUUUCUACCCUUAUGAGCCUAAUUAUUCACUUCUAAAAAUAGUUUUUUUGGGAAAUCAUAGCGUUGUACAUUAUGGUUAGUCUACGUCGAAGUAGGAGAAAAUAAUAAAUUGAAGCGGAACGACGAUCUAUUUUAAUAUUAAGGUAUACAAGCAUUGUUCAUGAAAUCAAGAAAAUGCAAUUGAAAGAUAGGGUAUAUAAUACUAGUUCUCCGUUAUUAAGUAUCGAUAUAAUCAUACUACAAAUAGGCGCCCGGGACAUUUGCUUUUAGCAAAUGUCAUUGAAAUUACAAAUUUUCUGUGUGAUCGCAUUCAGAAUAUUACGCUGGUUUUCUACUAGCUAUUUAUCAAAACGCG
Molecule: messenger RNA, 2313 nt
Organism: Schistosoma bovis
Lineage: Eukaryota; Metazoa; Platyhelminthes; Trematoda; Strigeidida; Schistosomatidae
Source: the annotation of a GenBank genome assembly